Messenger RNA from Cuscuta epithymum, 1446 nucleotides. The record is from the annotation of a GenBank genome assembly. NCBI's taxonomy places the organism in Eukaryota, Viridiplantae, Streptophyta, Magnoliopsida, Solanales, Convolvulaceae.
UGGCAUCCUACGGAGAGUUGAACAGUCGGUAUAGGUGUACUUAUUUUGAAGGCAUUCCUUCAAUUGUAGAUUCGUAUAGUACUGACAAGGGUUUAAGUCCGAAAUCGGACGAGGUCAACAGAGCAACAAAGAGCAGUGCUUUACCAGGGAAUUCGAGAUGGGGGAAGGAAAGCAGCAAAUUGUGGCAGUUCAAUUCCCUACCCAGAACCCUAUUGAGCAGUUUCAGGCUAAGUUCAAGGAAAUCCAGGACAUAUGUAAGUGUUGGCUAGCCAAGCAAUCCUUACCGGUUGAAGCCGCAGUCGUCACCGCCACCAGCGCCGUCCAAGGUGCUUUUCUCGGCUCUCUUCUCGGCACAUUCUCGGCGGACCUCUCUAGCUCCAUGCCCACCCCUCAUCCCGGACUCAGCAUGGAUCCUAAAGCCACAAACGCACUUAAACAAGCUCAGGCACUCUCAGGUGGCCCCUUGAUCCAAGCCAGAAACUUUGCAGUUAUGACAGGGGUAAAUGCAGGAAUUUCUUGCGUCAUGAAACGAUUGAGAGGCAAAGAAGAUAUCGAGUCAAGUAUGGUGGCUGCAUUUGGUUCUGGAGUGAUGUUUUCUUUAGUAAGUGGUGUGAGUGGUGGCCAGAAUCCCCUAGUUGGUGCUUUACAAAAUGGCUUUUUCUUUGCAGUUGUCCAAGGUGCACUUUUCAAGGUAGGACAAAACUUUUCAAAGCCACCUGUAGAAGAUAUUUACUAUACCAAGACUAGAUCACUGUUGUCUAGCAUUGGACUCGAGAAAUACGAGAAAAACUUCAAGAAGGGUUUGCUGACGGACGUCACUCUACCUUUACUCAACGAAAGUGCGCUUCGGGAUGUGAAUAUUCCUCCAGGACCAAGGCUUCUUAUUCUCGACCAAAUACAGAGGGAUCAGAAUCUUAAAGAGAAAAAAAGAUUCAGCUAGUGAGUGAUGGCGUACUUUUCUAAUGAACGACCUUGAGUUUGUAUUAUUGUAUUACUUCUAUUCAUUAUUUAUGUCUGAAGAUCGCAGGCACUUUUGUAAUGGUUCAUUUCACAAUGCCCGGAUGGCCGGAUCCCUUCUCAGUUCUGCAAGACUUUUUCCAGACUUUUUCCUUCAUUUAAUAAUGCUGGCGUUUUUUCUAUUCCAAAUAUUUCUUUCAUGCUCGACAUAUGCUUUCAAUCUUUCUUUCGUGUAUGCUUUGAAGAAAUUGGGCACAUCUUAGUGUAGGUAUGGAUGGACUGGCGGCCUAGCACGGUGCAGGCCCGACCCGGCUCGGUGAGCCGGGACUGGGGCCCGAACCGGCAGACUCAACAAGUGGACUACAGGAUCCAAAAAAUGGUGGACCAGCCGUGCCGGGUCUGGGCCCAAUUCAUAUAAUAAAGACUCUUACUCAAUGUCAUAUAAUAUGAAAUGUCGGGAAUUCUAAAGUCGAGGAUCAAAAGUUUGUC